Syngnathoides biaculeatus (alligator pipefish) is the source of this 1152-nucleotide messenger RNA. RefSeq names its product ORMDL sphingolipid biosynthesis regulator 3 (gene ormdl3). The record is from RefSeq and is a predicted model, not a curated record. Bases 276 to 737 code for a protein of 153 amino acids. The transcript has 4 exons. Gene Ontology annotation, biological process: intracellular sphingolipid homeostasis; ceramide metabolic process; negative regulation of ceramide biosynthetic process. Gene Ontology annotation, cellular component: endoplasmic reticulum membrane. NCBI's taxonomy places the organism in Eukaryota, Metazoa, Chordata, Actinopteri, Syngnathiformes, Syngnathidae.
ACCUCGAAGCCCGAGCUCGAACGCGGUGCGAAGGCGAGUAGAGAUGACGUCAGGCCUUUAAACGACGCCGUGUUGUCAGCUGCUGGGAAAGACGACAGAAGAGAGAAGCGGCCGCGUUUGCGUCUACUCCGUGGGCAAGUUCGCGUCGUUUUAAGCAUUCGCUCCGGGGGCCGCGAAGAUGCUGAGCCACGUCCCGUAAGCGAGAGCCUCGCCGAUACCGACGCCGGGAUAACGGACCGCUCGAAGCUGCUCAGGCGGCAGCCGACGCGUCCGCCAUGAACGUGGGUACGGCACACAGCGAGGUGAACCCCAACACGCGCGUGAUGAACAGCCGCGGCAUGUGGCUGUCGUACAUCCUGGGCAUCGGCCUGCUGCACGUCAUCCUGCUCAGCAUCCCCUUCGCCAGCGUGCCCGUUGUGUGGACCCUCACCAACCUCAUCCACAAUCUAUGCAUGUACCUGCUCCUGCACACGGUCAAAGGGACGCCGUUCGAGACCCCGGACCAGGGCAAGGCCCGCCUUCUCACGCACUGGGAACAGAUGGACUACGGCGUGCAGUUCACCGCCUCACGGAAGUUCCUCACCAUCACGCCCAUCGUCCUGUACAUCCUCACCAGCUUUUACACCAAAUACGACCGCGUGCACUUCGUGGUCAACACGGUGUCGCUGCUCACCGUUCUCAUUCCCAAGCUGCCGCAGCUGCACGGCGUCCGCCUCUUCGGGAUCAAUAAGUACUGACUGCGUCUUCUCGGAGCGCGUCACCACCCCGCCCCCCAGGACAGACGCCGGCGCGGAGGACAAAGUGCGGGAAUGUCGUCGACUUUUCGGACCGGAAGCCUUCAGGCGCGAUUAGAUGCUAGUUAGCACGUUAGCGUACGUUUCUCGGACGAGCGGGGGCCGCUCGUGCCAGUAGAGGAGCUUCCCAGCAUGCAUCAGUGUGCGGUACGCUCGCUGCCGCGCCCGCUUUUGUUGCAUUUCAUGUUGACGUUUCAUAUUUAUUAUUAAUAUUGUUGUUGUUUAUUUCGGCGCACCCGCCGUCGCCAUUUAAAGGGCUGAAAUGGAAGAUUUGUUUUCACAAUGGAGGUUGUUGGCAAGCGAUCAUGUGAUCUUGUGUAAAAAUUAUUAUAAAUAUAUACAGUAUUUUUCAAGCUCA